This is a messenger RNA of Fusarium subglutinans, 1137 nucleotides long. RefSeq names its product 2-hydroxyacid dehydrogenase. The record is from RefSeq and is a predicted model, not a curated record. Gene Ontology annotation, molecular function: oxidoreductase activity, acting on the CH-OH group of donors, NAD or NADP as acceptor; NAD binding. The transcript has a single exon. NCBI's taxonomy places the organism in Eukaryota, Fungi, Ascomycota, Sordariomycetes, Hypocreales, Nectriaceae. The coding region runs from base 1 to 1137 and encodes 378 amino acids.
AUGCGUUCACUUAGCCGCACAGCUCGUGGAGUUCCACUACAUGGGAAAUCAUCAACUCCCUCCCUGUUAGUCUUGGACGACUAUCUUCGGAUCUCAGCGAAACAUUUUGAGCACUUGCAGCCUCCAAAAUUACAAGUUGAAAUCUCUGAUACCUACCUGCCUCAGCGAACUGCCGAAGAAAAGAGCAGCUUGGUAGAGAAGCUCUACCCGUACGACAUCAUCUCCACUGUGCGUGAGCGAACACCAUUCCCUGGGGAGCUGCUACGUCAAUUACCCAACUUGAAGUUGUUGCUAUGUACUGGUACUCAGUUUGAGACCUUUGACUUAGAGGCUGCCAAGAAGCUGGGGAUCACAGUUGCUUCAGCGCUGGGUCGAGGGCGCAGUGACGGAGCACAGCAUAAGCAGGACAUACGGAAAGGAGGAAGCCAUCCUGCCACGCACCAUACAUGGGCUAUGAUCCUUGCUCUGGCUAGAAACAUUGCAGCAGACGAUGGGUCUAUCAAAACUGGCGGGUGGCAAUCAGACAUGGCUGUUGGUCUAUCAGGAAAGACUCUGGGAGUCGUUGGUCUGGGGAGGCUGGGAGCAGCAGUGGCGAGAAUCGGGUCUUUAGCAUUUGGCAUGAAGAUCAAGUGCUGGAGCAGCAGCUUAGACCAAGCCAAGGCUGAUGAGAUGGCUGUCAAGCUUGGCCUGCCUACUGUGGAUGAAGACGGCGACAAGACCUUUCAAGCAGUGAGCAAGGAAGAACUCUUUGCGACAGCUGACGUAGUCACUCUGCACUACGUUUUGAGUGAACGAUCCCGCGGUCUUAUUAGUGUCAAGGAACUCAAAGCGAUGAAGAAGUCAGCAUUGCUGGUUAAUACAUCCCGUGGCGCACUCAUUGAUGAGACGGCACUGCUGGGUGCAGCGAAUGAGGGUUCCAUUCGCGGCGUUGCAUUGGAUGUCUUUGAGUCCGAGCCUCUGCCCGCAGAUAGUCCAUGGCGGUCUCAGGACUGGGGAAAGGGUAACAAGAGUCGGGUUCUAGUGACCCCUCAUAUGGGGUAUGUCGAGGAGGGCAUUAUGAAUAGCUGGUAUGCUGAACAGGCAGAGAAUGUUGAGAGAUGGUUGGACGGAAAGGAUGUUCUUCAUCAAUUAGCUUAA